Lagenorhynchus albirostris (white-beaked dolphin) is the source of this 7492-nucleotide messenger RNA. It is a transcript of the gene MLXIP, whose product is annotated as MLX interacting protein. Gene Ontology annotation, cellular component: nucleus. Gene Ontology annotation, biological process: regulation of transcription by RNA polymerase II. The transcript has 17 exons. The record is from RefSeq and is a predicted model, not a curated record. Gene Ontology annotation, molecular function: RNA polymerase II cis-regulatory region sequence-specific DNA binding; DNA-binding transcription factor activity, RNA polymerase II-specific; protein dimerization activity. Lineage: Eukaryota; Metazoa; Chordata; Mammalia; Artiodactyla; Delphinidae. The coding region runs from base 75 to 2894 and encodes 939 amino acids.
GGGCCGGCGCCCCGUCACGUUUCCUCGCUCGCGUCGCCCCGGGCUCCGGGGGAUGCCCCCGGCCGGGCCCCCCCAUGGCCGCCGACGUCUUCAUGUGCUCCCCGCGCCGGCCCCGCAGCCGGGGCCGCGCGGUGCUGCUCAAGCCCCAGGUGCCCGAGGACGACGACGACUCGGACACGGAUGAGCCGUCUCCGCCGCCCGCCUCCGGCGCGGCCACCCCGGCCCGGGACCACGCGAGCGCCGCGCCACUGCCGCCCAAGGCCGGGUCGGGCAGCGAAGAGCCUCCGCGCCGCCAGCAGAUCAUCCACAGCGGCCACUUCAUGGUGUCGUCGCCGCACCGCGAGCACCCGCCCAAGAAGGGCUACGAUUUCGACACGGUCAACAAGCAGACGUGCCAGACCUACAGCUUCGGCAAGACCAGCUCCUGCCACCUGUCCAUCGACGCCUCGCUCACCAAGCUCUUCGAGUGCAUGACCCUGGCCUACAGUGGGAAGUUGGUGUCUCCGAAGUGGAAGAAUUUCAAGGGCCUGAAGCUCCAGUGGAGAGACAAGAUCCGGCUCAACAAUGCCAUCUGGCGGGCAUGGUACAUGCAGUAUUUGGAGAAGCGCAAGAACCCCGUGUGCCACUUUGUCACUCCGCUGGACGGCUCUGUGGAAGUGGACGAGCACCGGCGGCCAGAGGCCAUCACCACGGAAGGGAAGUACUGGAAAAGCCGCAUUGAGAUCGUGAUCCGGGAGUAUCACAAGUGGAGAACCUACUUCAAGAAAAGGCUCCAGCAGCACAAGGAUGAGGACCUCUCCAGCCUGGCCCAGGACGAUGACAUGCUUUAUUGGCACAAGCACGGGGAUGGCUGGAAGACCCCAGUCCCCAUGGAGGAGGACACGCUGCUGAACACAGACAUGCUCAUGUCGGAAUUCAGCGACACCCUCUUCUCCACGCUUUCCUCGCACCCGCCCGUGGCCUGGCCCAACCCGCGCGAAAUAGCACAUCUGGGAAAUGCAGACAUGAUUCAACCGGGGCUGAUUCCUUUGCAGCCCAACCUGGACUUUAUGGACACUUUUGAGCCUUUCCAGGACCUCUUCUCUUCCAGCCGCUCCAUUUUCAGCUCCAUGCUGCCUGCACCCGCCUCAGGGCCUGCACCAGAUCACAACAGCCCACCUGCUCAGGAGAGCAUCCUGCCAACCACCGCUCUGCCCACCCCGAGCCUCCCUGACGGCUUCAUUGCACCCCCUGCAGCCACGGCCCUGGACCCCACGAGUGGGCAGGGCUGUGAACACACCUCCCAGCCGGGGGACCCCUUUCUCCAGCCCGCAGAUUUAGGUCCCUCUGCACCACCACUGAGUGUCCCGCAGCCCUUCUUGCCCGUGUUCACCAUGCCUUUGCUGUCGCCCAGCCCAGCCCCUGCCCCUGCUUCCCCCGUCUUGCCAUUAGGCCCUCCUCCCGCCACUGCCCUGAACCCCCCGACUCCCCCUGCCUUCCUGCAGCCACAGAAGUUUGCCGAAGUCAGCAAGUCGCCCCCUGUCAUCACCCACACGGCCUCUGCCACCCUCACCCACGACGCCUCUGCCACCACCUUCAGCCAGAGCCAGGGCCUCAUCAUCACGACCCACUAUCCCACCCCCUCCGUGUCCCCCUGUGGCCUGGCGCUGUCUCCGGUCAGCCGGCCACCAACCGUUGGGCCUCCUCAACCUCGUUUAACUUUCGUGCACCCCAAGCCCGUAUCAUUGCCUGGGGGAAGGCACAAGCAGCCCCCCAAAAUAGUGCCUGCUCCCAAACCAGAGCCCAUGUCCUUGGUAUUGAAGAAUGCUUGCCUCGCCCCAGCUGCCUUUUCAGGACAGCCCCAAGCAGUGAUCAUGACCUCAGGCCCUCUGAAGAGAGAAGGGAUGUUGGCUUCCACCGUGUCCCAGUCCAACAUGGUCAUCACGCCCGCUGCCAUCGCCAGGGCUCCUGGGGUCACAGAGUUCCACAGCGGCAUCCUGGUGACAGACCUUGGCCACGGCACGGGCAGCCAGCCUGCUCCCAUCUCCCGGCUCUUCUCUCCCAGCACAGUGCCGGACUCCCUGGUAAAGGGCGAGCAGGUCCCACCACAUGGGGGCAUCGCCCAGGUCCCUGCCACAGGUGCCAGUGAGUCUGCUGUCUGGUUGGAACGGUUGGGACCGCGUCGAGACUGCCCGAACUCAGGGCAGGCCUCUCCGUGUGCUUCAGAACAGAGCCCCAGUCCUCAGUCUCCCCAGAACAACUGCUCAGGGAAAUCUUCUGCAGACCCCAAAAAUGUGGCUGCUUUAAAGAACCGGCAGAUGAAGCACAUUUCAGCCGAGCAGAAAAGGCGCUUCAACAUCAAGAUGGGCUUUGACACCCUCAACAGCUUGAUCUCUAAUAACACCAAGCUGACCAGCCACGCCAUCACGCUGCAGAAGACCGUGGAGUACAUCACCAAGUUGCAGCAGGAGCGCAGCCAGAUGCAGGAGGAGGCCCGGCGGCUGCGAGAGGAAAUCGAGGAGCUCAACACCACCAUCAUCUCCUGCCAGCAGCUGCUCCCUGCCACGGGCGUCCCCGUCACCCGGCGCCAGUUUGAUCACAUGCGAGACAUGUUUGACGAAUAUGUGAAAAGCCGGACUCUGCAGAAUUGGAAGUUCUGGAUUUUCAGCGUCAUCAUCAAGCCGCUGUUUGAGUCCUUCAAGGGUGUGGUGUCCAGCAGCAGCCUGGAGGAGCUGCACCGGACGGCGCUGUGCUGGCUAGACGAGCACUGCUCUCUGCCGGUUCUCAGGCCGACCGUGCUGAACACCCUCCGGCACCUGAGCACCACCACGUCCAUCCUGACGGACCCGUCCCAGCUGCCAGAGCAGGCGGCGGAGGCCGUCACCAGAAUGGGCCAGAGAUCUGGGGAGUCUUAGCAGUGCUUAGCGGGCACGUGGCCGCGUGAGAAGCCGUGGAGACCCUUCCCGCCUGUGGAGAGGAGGCGGCGGCCCUCACCUCUCCUGAUGCGGAGCUUCCGGGCCUCCCUCCGACUGCGGCCCAGCCCGCUCAGAACGCCGCACUCAGGUCUGAAGCAGGUUCGGGUCCUGCCCAGAGCAGUAGCCCAGCUUAGGGAACCCCUUGCUGUGAACUCUGACUCAGCGACCUCUGUCACCGACCUCCCCUUCCCUCGGGGUAGCCCGGGUGAAGGGGAACAAAGGGGAACGCUGCCUGUCCCUGUCCUGUCCUGUCCUGUCCUGCUGGUGGGAUGUCGGGGCCACGGCGGCAGUGCGGGGAGCAGACAGGGCAAGAGGGGGCAUCACCCGCCCCCCCAAGUUAGGAAACGUGAGGGUCCUUCCCGGCUCCUGUCUGGAGACUUACACACGCUGCCUCCUGUCACCUCUCAGGCGCCCGUGGGGCAGUUGGAAGGCAUCCUCCUUCCUGCCCCGACUCUGACCUUGUAGAUAGAUUGGACGUCUGCUCAGGCUUCGCAGGGCCGGCUGCUGGGGAAACCCCGCAACACACGUGUGCAAAGUGGUGGGUGCGCGUGCCCGCAGACAGGAACGGAAGCACAAGCGAUGCGGAGCUGCUGCUGGCUUGGAGGGCCGCUCGGGCGGGACUUCGAUCUGUCCUGAUCUGGUUCCACUUGGCGUUGCACCUCCGUGGUGACACCGGCCUGAGAAUCACGUGGCGGGGCUUAGCUGGGGCCCUGCCUCCUCGUUCUCCACCUGCUUCCGAGCCGCAGCCGGGCGGGCGGCCGUGUUUGAUGGUUGCUGCUGGCCCUUCGGGUGCAGUGUGUGAAAGACCAGGCUCCACAGUGCUGCCAUCGGCCUGGUCACCUUGUCUGGAUUGUCCAGCUGGGAGCCCCAGAUCAUAACAGUUCCUGGACCAAAGACGCCACCACACCCAGCGUCUGUCUCGUGUUUGGAGGCAGAAGUUGAAUGUUGACACCAGGCUCCGAGGUGGCUGCCUCGGAGCUGUCUCUAGGCGGCUCCAGACCAGACUGUAGAGAGUUGUAUUCAGAUUUGGUCCAGGUGGAGGGGGCAGCAGGCUGUUUCCGGAUGUGGGAAUUGCACUUGGAAGGGUUCAGAGGAGGGCACGGCAGGAGGGGCGGUCCCGGGCCCGUCCUCCUCUCGGUGUGUCUGCAAGAGCAGCUCUAGAUGGAAGGAUGCUCUCUAACACUCAGGAAGCCCAGCCAGGGGUACCUCCUCAUUGAAAGAAUGUGCUUUUCACGUCCUGCUGUGAAGUUCAGAGGCCAGCAGACUUCCCGUUCAACCUCUGACCUCCGGACCCGAGACGGAGACUGGGCAAGCGCUGGGCAGACCAGGAGCCCAGGGGCCCCAGGAGGGGCCGCUGCGGGCCACCCUCUGAAGCUUGGAUCAUUUCGGAGGCUCCUGCUGGAUCCCGGAGGCCUGUGGAAGGUGCUCGGGGGUGCAGGCAGCCCCACCUCAGCCUCGGCUGUCGGAGGACGGAGGCGGGGUCCUCUCUUUGCCGCUGGCCGUGCCACUGCCCCUGCCACGGGUCACGACCGAUCACCUGCUUCCUCGUCCGUGCUCCAGCCCCGUCAAGGGCGCCUCAGCGGCACCCCUUCCCCUCCCCAGAACCCGUGUUUACAGGCCUUCGCAUCGCUCUCCUGAGGCGCGAGCACGCAGCGAGGCUGGGCCAGCCCUUCGUUUCCACUGGGAGGAGGGACAGGAACUCAGCCUUCCCCCGGAGUGGACACGAGGUCUCCCUCAAAAGUGGAAGAGCACCGUGGUAAGAACUCCGUGAGGCUCAAUAGGGAAAAAGGAAAGCCAGAGACGUUCCAGCCAUGAGGCCUCGUGGAGGGUCCUGCCCUCGGCCUCGCCCCGUUCCUGUGCCUUCGUUAACUGCGUGGUGGCCGCGGAGCUCGGCCUGGCCAUGACCUCUCCGAGAUCACUAGCUUUCUCCCCACCCCUUGCUGGGAGUCUUUUUUUUUUUUUUUUUUUUAGCUCCAUGGGAUAUAAAAUUGGCCUCUUCCUUCUCUGGCCUACCUCUCCCUCCCUUUGGCUGAUGUAAUGUUCAUGAUUCUGUUUUUUAAAAUAUUUAAGGCUGUUAGGUUGUAUGAGGCAUUGAAGGCUGUGUGUGUGUGUGUGUGUGUGUGUGUGCGCGCGUGCGUGCGUGUGCGUGUGUGUGUGUGUGUCCCAGCAGACGUUUAACUAGAUGCAUGUUUUGUUUUGAGCUGUUUCCUUACAUCCGUUUCUCUUGGUGCUCACCGUCAUGGCUGUAGGGCUGCAGAGCCGUAUCUCUUACUACAAACACGUUUGUUUCUUGCCCCGGCAGUUUUCCUGUUGUGGAUUCUUGCCUGAUGAGUCUGGCCAGACGGGGGCCUACCCUGGACCUCUGUCCUGGGGCCCCAGGCCGGGGUGCAGGGACCCCGGGACCCCCUGCCGACCGCCUCCAGUGGAUGCUGUAGUUUGUUUACACUCACUUUCACCCCUCCUGUCCCUCCUCCCGUAAAAGAGACUUAAAAAUGCUGACACUUUGGAGAAUAAGAAAAUCAAUCUGAAAAGGAAAAAAAAAAAGCCCGUCUGGCACGUAAUCUCUGAAAGUGUUUCUGUGAAACCUUUCUGUGCCGCCACCUCCCUUCCUGCUGCUGGUUGCUGUUGGACACCGUGUGGGAGAUGCAGGGAGAGUGGGGCUUUCCGCAGUUGGCUGGCCCGUCCCUCCCUCGGUCUCAGGUGGGUGACAUCCAACUGUCACCCCUCUCCCACCAGGCCCCCAACCUGGCUGGGGUUUUCAGGGCACAAGGGAAGAAGCAGCCCCGGCGUCAGGAGUCAGUGUCGAUGUGAGCACCAGGUCUCGUUGGGGAGGGACUGGCAGGGCGCUGCGGGUGACCCCGUGCACCCAGCUGCCUCUACUCUGUCCUUGUGACCUGGUCCCGCCUCCCUUUCUAGAUAGCGCUCAGCCCUCCAGCUUGUUAUUGCUCUGGCCGAUAGAAAGAGAAACUUCGAUUCUUAGGGGACAUGGAUCCCAGGGUGGGGGCCGAACCCCUCGUCCCUCCCCAGGUGAAGGGGUGCGGUGGCCUCCUCUCAGCCUGGGCCUCCCCUCCCUGUACAGCCGGCUCUCCACCUGGAUGAGUGAGUCCGAGCGGCAGGCUCGUCGUUGUUUUCAAGAUCACACGUUCUCACUGUCCAGCUGAACGAGGUCUCAUCAGGGUGGAGCUGGGGCUGUCCAGGGGGCCCGUCUGCCCGCGGCCUGCACACUUGCUCAGUGUGGACCCAGCCCCGCGCUGGCUAACCUGCCCCACUUCGGUUCUUUUAUCUCACCUGGGCUGCAGGGAGGCAGGCUUGGAACACUGCUUGUCAGAGCAGCUUGGCUUCCUUGGUGGUGGGCCUGCUGAGGAGGGGAGCUGGGGCGCCCCAGUGUGGGCUCAAGGGCAGCAGUGGGCGGGGGUCCUUGGCUCCAUGCCCUUGGUGCCUUGUACAUGAAAGAGGAUUGUCACCACGUCUGAGCACAGAUGACAGGACAGGACAGCGAGGGUGGAGGGUGGAGGAGCUUGGACCUUCAACACGUACAUUUCAGUGGUCGCGUAUCCUUGACCCGCUCAGCAGGCAGGUGUGGGGAUCGGAGGGGCUCCAGGAGCAGAGAGAAGCCUCAGGACCCCCCGGGUGCCUCCACACAGAUCACCUGCCCUGUUUUCUUUUCCUUCUGACGCCUUGGCUUUCCCAGCUCACCACACAGGGCUGUUUCCUGUCGAGGCUUGUGAAAAUAAGCCUUUGAUAAAGAAAAGGGAACUUUUCCUGUUGAAUGUUGGCUUUAUGCGUGUGUGUGUGUGUGCGCGCGCGUGUGCGCUUGCACAAGCCUGUGUGUGUGUUUGUGGGUGUUUACUUAAUGGAAUUUUAUUUUUGUGAAAUUCUUUUAUAAUUAUGUAGCAAAAUUCAGCUCCAUCUCCCAGUCCAACUUUUGGUUCCAGAGUCAACCCUGGGCGUCACUAAUUUGAAGAAUUCUCUCCUGGGUUUCUGAACGGAGAUGCGCCACUGUCAAGAGUUGAGGUUGUGGAGAGGGUUGGGGGAAACAAGUCUGAUGCAUUUCUGUAGAGUUUACAUCCUGCAGUUAAAAGGUAGGAAGGGCUCGACCAGGGUGACACGAAGCCCAGGCUAUGUUUUUUGCGAGGGAGCUGAACCGCGGCCUCAGCCUGAGGUGCCCUGCUGCUGCUUUAUCUGAAUCUGUUCACACGGCUUGUUUUGCUUGUUUUGUAACGCCACAGCUGAAACAGCACGUUCUUUUCCUUUUUUGGGUUUCAGUUCAUUGUAUAAAUGGUUCAUUUUUUCUGUUGUGAGCUCUGGUGACUGUGUCAGGCCUCCGGUAGGAGACAGUCACCCCUUGUGGGCAGAAAAACAAAACCCAAGGAGAGUUUUGUGAAUCGGAGGCUCCCUCAGGCCUGCACCAUCCAGAGACGGCCCUUCAUGCUCCACUGUUGAAAAGCGAGUUUCCACCAGCUGUAUUCAACACUACAAUGCAGUUCAAAAACUAUAUUUGCAUCCAAGACAAUAAAAAGCCGUAUUUUUUUGAAAAA